This is a messenger RNA of Paramecium tetraurelia, 1107 nucleotides long. RefSeq lists its product as uncharacterized. The transcript is spliced from 2 exons. Gene Ontology annotation, biological process: L-valine catabolic process. Gene Ontology annotation, molecular function: 3-hydroxyisobutyryl-CoA hydrolase activity. The record is from RefSeq and is a predicted model, not a curated record. Lineage: Eukaryota; Ciliophora; Oligohymenophorea; Peniculida; Parameciidae.
AAACCUAUUUUAAGUUUAAUGAGACAUAUCGCCAAAAAUAAUUGCAUAAUAAAUAAAAUCAAGGAUGGGCUGUCCACUACUUAUUUUAAUAGACUAGAUAAACUUAACGCUGUCAAUCUUGAAAUGUGCGAAGACAUUCUUGAAAGUAGUAAAUUCUGGAAUGAACACGCUGUGGUGACUAUUCUGAAAGGGGUUGGCAAUACCUUUGCCUCAGGAGCAGACUAUGAACAUAUAUUGAAUGUCCCUCAAAAUACAAAUGACUUAUCAAAUUUAUCCACUAAUGGUCAAUUAAGAGAUGUAUCUAAAUUUAGCCUCUUUGGAGAUUAAUAGAAAAAAGCUGUUCAUGCUAUAGGCUCAAAUAAGAGUAUUACAAUUUCCAUUAUGAAUGGACCUACAUCGGGAAUAGGUGCUGCAUUCGGAAUUAAUUCUCGUUUGAAAAUAGCAACAGAAAAUACAACUUUUGUUAUGCCUCAUUGUAAAUUAGGUAUGGUACCUGAUGGAGGAAGUGCCUUAAAAUUUAGUAAAAUUUACAAAAACUACGGUAUGUAUUUAGGUAUGAGUGGGGAAUAACUUGAUGGCUUAAAGAUGGCUCAUUUAGGUAUUGCUGACUAUCUAAUUGAUAGUGAAUGCAUCCCUGAAAUUGAGAUGGAAAUUGAACAAGCUCAUUACUUAAGAGAUGAAGAAUCUAUAAAAGAGUUCUUACUCCAAAGAUAUUGUUAUUUAAAUUAAACAGAAUUUGAAGUGCCUAAAUAAUUUUUAAAUGUAUUGAGUUUAUCUUCUUUGCCAUCCAUAAUGUCUGCUAUGGAAGCACAAUUCCCAGAAUAAGCUGCUCAAAUUAGAAAAAAUAGUGCUUUUAGUGUUUAUGCAUUCUAUGAAUUAUUUAUGAGAAACAAGAAGGCAAAAUUAUCCCUUAAGGAUAAUCUCAAGAUGGAAUAGUCCAUUUUGGACAAAGUUGCUGCGAGACCCGAUUUUGUUGAAGGCUUAAGAAGUUUACUUGUUGACACAUCCUACGAGCCUAAAUUUAAUCCUAAAACUAUAGAAUAGGUUGACUUAGAGGAAAUUCAAAGAUGUUUUGAGCCUUGUUCAAGAAAGUUGUUUGAUGAUUGA